CUAAAGUGUCAGACGCUUGCGUAGUAAAGUUUGAGUAUCAGGUCCAGCCAACUAUGAACUGGCAAACGAACCUGUGUAGCUCUGCCAGUUUUUACCGAUGGACUGCACCUGUCCUCGUAGAUACUGAUGUGAGAUUGUAACCAGCUCGAGGAACCGCGUCUAUCCUCGCCCAACUUUGAAGUGGGAGGUUUAUUUUUGCAUCGACGAGGUGUUGCGUUACCACUGGUGCUAUCAAAGGACGAUACAGCGUUAUGCGAUUGUUGUUGCUGACACUCAAACUCAUAGGAAGAGACCAUAAUGGAUGCAGUGUCCCUGACUCCUGGGAGGGCAGAAGAAGCUAGAGAAGAAUCACUGGCAGCCCGAGAGGAUGAAAAUCCCUCCUCCUCAUCUUCCUCCUCUUCCUCUUCUGCUUCAUCUGAAGCACCAUCGUUGUCUGCAGAUACUCUGAUAUCGUCACACCCACAACUAGGUCGGCCAAAAUCAACUCGCCGUCUUCUUUGCCUUCGACACAAGUCGCACUGUGACUGUAUUGCCUCCACACUGAACACUGGACUGGCUGAACACCUGUGACGCAUUGGGGAUUUUUGCUGGCAUGGAUCGAAAGAUCUCGCCUUCUCCGCAUAGCGAUGUGCAGGUAAAACAGAACAGUAACUGCAACAUGGCUCCUUUUGUUUCCUCAUCCUCUUCUUCUGCUUCUUACGUUGAAUCACCGGUGUGUCAAUGCGAACCCCUUUGGGUGCUCCCAGCUGUUCCAGAGCACGAAGGUGCUCCCAGCAGAGCUGAAUAUGUCCACCAUUACCAUCGCAUGAAAUACUUGGGAGAGUGGAUCGUUUUGAAGUCGACAAUGAAGUGACUAGAGGACGUCCAAAAGGGCAAUUCCGAUGACUUUGAUGUGGACAGUAUUGGUGGUGAUCGUGCCGACCUCCGCAAUGGGUGUUGAUGAGUUUUGGCGUGCGGUUUCGACGCUGCAGACGCUGAUUAAAUUUAUAGUCCUCGAAUGAAAUGUCAGAGCUAGAAGACUUAACAGAAAUGUCUGUGAUUGAUUUUCGGUUUACUGAACAGAGGAGCGACGAAUCAGCCUACAAAUAAGGGGCAAUAAGAUGUUUUAAAUCAAAUUAAUGCACGGAAAAGUAGUAGAAUUUGAGUUAUUACCCCACCAAAUCUCUUGGACUGGUGGUGGAACGAGUUUGAUUUAG
Messenger RNA from Hydatigera taeniaeformis, 1196 nucleotides. NCBI's taxonomy places the organism in Eukaryota, Metazoa, Platyhelminthes, Cestoda, Cyclophyllidea, Taeniidae. The record is from the annotation of a GenBank genome assembly.